Molecule: messenger RNA, 2097 nt
Organism: Talaromyces atroroseus
Lineage: Eukaryota; Fungi; Ascomycota; Eurotiomycetes; Eurotiales; Trichocomaceae
Exons: 1
Coding region: 1-2097 (698 amino acids)
Source: RefSeq, a predicted model, not a curated record
AUGGCCGAAGAACCGCAACCGCAAACUAUCCAACAGCGCAUAGCUGCACUGAACCAAUCGCAUGUCGGUCGGCUGCCAGGUAGUGCUCCUGCACGGCCUUUUGCUUCGAGAACCCAAUCCGUGAACAAUCCUCCCCACGAGCUGAACGGAUCCGUGACUGACAGCAAAGAAAUUGGCAACAAGCCUGCUUCCAUUCGCCAGAACGGGCUUCUUCCACCUCCAACAAGAUCCCUAACAGCAUCGAAUACUUCGACGAGAAAUAGUUCCAGACCGCCGCCCCCACCCCUGCCAGCACGCAAGAACUCCGGCCAAUCUGCACCGGCUUUACCACCCCGUCGCCCUUCGGCGCAGUCAGAAAGGAAGACAUCUUCGGAGUCUCUGAGGUCGAAUAUAUCUUACUGCACAACUGCCACAACAUCUACUUCUGGGACGGCGAAUACGCCCGAGAGCAAGAACCGGCUUAUUGCACCAGCAUGGCGAGAAACAGACUUGCCGCCGCUUCCUGUGCGCGACAAUAGCCGGCCAGGCCUCCCUCAACGUCCGAAGUCAUCGACAUCGUCAGAAACAGAGAAAGCCAAAAGAAUAGUCAGGGCGCCCUUGAAGCCUCCGUCACUACCGUCGCGCACGUCUUCAGCUGAACCAUCACGCGGCAGAGACCAGAUUGCGAACCCUUCAUUACCUGCGAGAACAUUGUCUUCUGAACCGAGAAACUUACCACGGCAAUCACUACAAGAGUUCAGCGGCGAGUCGGCUAGACAAACGCUACGAAAGAUACCCCCUGCCCCUUCGGCCGAUGUCCUUGAGAAGGCACGGCAAUCAUCUUUCUCAACUCUAAGCAAGCAUGUUGAAGAGGUUGAAGAAAUCGAAGAGGUCCAACCAGCUCCAACUGUACCACCCGCUGUACCGCGAGCAUCGCGUCCCGAUCUGUCAGCGAUACAGGCAACAAAGCCCAAGCUCAAUGCCAAUCGCGCCGGCUCCUUGUCGACUGCUAGUACAGUCUGCAUGAUAUGUCGAGACUUUUCCGGGCCAGAUAACCACGCAGCGCAGUUCCCUCGCCAGUCCCUCCCUACUAAUGACCUAGCGUGGCUUGCUACGCAACUUACUGCGCCAUUCCAGUCACUGACAGACAAAGCCAGAGCUCUGUUCACUUGGCUUCAUUACAAUAUCAGAUACGAUGUUGAAUCUUUCUUCAAUGACUGCGUACAACCGUCAACUCCUGCAAAGACACUUGCUACAGGCCUUGCGGUUUGUGAGGGGUAUGCUGGUCUAUUUGCCACGCUUGCGACCAAGGCGGGCCUUGAAGCUUUCGUGAUAGGUGGCCACGGUAAAGGGUUCGGUCACUCGCAACUGGCAGCCGGUUCCAGCAUUCCACCAUUUGAAGGGAAUCAUGCAUGGAACGUGGUUAAAAUUGACGGUGGCAAGUGGAAACUGAUCGAUGCUUGUUGGGGUGCAGGAGCCGUACAAGGAAAAGGGAAACCUUACAUCCAGAGGCUCGAUGCAACGCAUUUCACCAAAUCUAAUGAUGAGUUCUUGCUUUCCCAUUACCCGGAGAGAAAGGACCAGUUCUAUACCGACAAUGGUGGCCCUGGCAUGAGCUGGGAGGCCUACAUUCUUCAAGACCACAACAAGCCUUUUGGUAUUGAGCAGCCUACCAUUUUCGUGAGCGGAUACGAGGAAGGCUUCGGAGAUCGUUCAUUCCGCCCGGCUUGCAAGAAAAUUUCUAUCCACCAGGCAGGUCCAAUACGCUUCCAAUUUAACUUCAAGUGCGAACAUUGGACUCUCACCAAACAUAGCAAGAAGACCGCCCCAUUUCUCUAUUUCCUAGACAUUCACGGCAUUGACGGCCGGAAAGAUGAGAAAAUACCUUUUACCUAUCUACGCAGUACUGGGCCAAACGGUGGUGGUGAUCUUUGGUUUGUGGAUGUUGAUGACCCAAGGAUAUUAGGUGCUCCCGGCCAAAACCUGGGGAUUGCUAAUAUCACAAGCUUUGGUUCUCGUGAGGAUGCUCGCGGCUUGUCUCUGCAAGACUACCAAGCCCAAGUAGGGCGCGUUGGUAUGGGUUGGUCUUAUAUAGCACAGUGGGAGCUGACUGCUUGA